UUAUCGCCUGUGCAAUACACUUUUUUCAGUUUACAUCGAAUGUUGCGUACAUGUUUAAAACAAGUUAACCAUUUCCUGCUCAAAAGCAAAAUGGAAAAUGGCUAGAGUAAACCAGCAUAAAGCUCGCAAUCUGUUCAGGUUUUAUGCUGUCUGCUGCUAUAUACGUAUCGUAGAGUUGAAAAUUGAGUCUUUAAAAAUUGAAUCUAGUAAGAAAGUUUUUUUUUAAAUAUGAUUUUCUAAGGGACUACAACCGCAUCAAAGUGGGUUUCUGAGUUAAGUUAAAUGGAUAAUUCGGGAGAAUUACACGUGUUGGAAGACCUAAAGAACAAACUGGACAGCGAACUAGAUACGGCUCAGCGAUACCAGAUGCUGCGGUUAAUGAAGCACCAUCUCGGGUCCCAGUAUUAUGAAAUCAUGGAUGAACAAUGGAUGCCUAGAGAUUUACUUGAGUGCUUGGAAAAUAAUAUGCCGACAUCACAGGUCUUAACCAUACUUUCACACGUCUUCGGUGAGAUGCAAUUGCACAAUACAACCUCAUAUAAACCGUUUACAGACUAUAUCAGUAAAUACUUUAUGGCAAAAGGAUGCUUUAACCGCGUGGAUAUGAUUGGACGAACAAAGGAGCUGGCAGAUGUGGAAAGGGAACUUGAAAAGCGGAGAGGGGUCUGCGUGUAUGGGCAAGGUGGUCUCGGCAAAACAACGCUGAUUAAUGAAGUGUGUACACGUUGGACGUAUAUGAAAAAGUCCGUGAAGAAAGUGAACCUUAAAGAAACUAACAGUAUACGCACAAUGCUGGCGUUGAUUUUCAAACAGUUCAAUGAAUCGUUCAUCGAAGAUGAAGGAGAUGAUGUGAACCUUGAAACAGUAGCAGUUUGCUUAAUUGAGGCUUGCAAAGACGACGCUGGGAACACCAUGCUGUUUUUGGAUAAUGUAGAGAAUGUAUAUGACAAUGAAAGACAACCAUUCCAGUCUACUAUGAGUUCUCUUUUGCGGAAUAAUAAUAAAAUCAAAUGGAUAAUGACGUCACGAUUACCUCUUGAAAAUAUAGAAGGAGAUCUGCGCCACUACCAGCUAGGGCCAAUGCCACCAAAAGACGCUGAAAAGCUUUUGGAAAUGUCUUGCAAGCCAAAAUCGUUACCGGAAGUUUAUAAGGUGGCAGUGCUUGACAAAUGUGGCAACGUUCCUCUUGCAAUUAAAACUGUCGCCGUAGCAUUGGUGAAUGAUUUAAGCACUGAUAACGAUAUAAAACUAUCCGUAAGCGAGUUGGAGCAUCGUGUACGCUUAUUACUCCAUGGAACGUUCGAAUGCAUAGGCUAUGCUUUUAAUAAGCUUUCUACGUCUUUACAACACUCUCUAAGAAUGCUUUCAGUGGUUGGGACUAUUCCAAUUGAUUUAGAGUGUAUAGAGACAAUUUUGAAUCUGAGCCCAGAGCCUUUGAAUCGAUUAAUGUCGGAAUUGGUCUUACGCCAGUUUCUUCAACCGGAAGCACCGGCUGUAGGUGAUUUACUAUUUGAUCGCAAGUGUGUUCGUUACUCUUUGCAUCCAUUAAUCGUACAGUUCUUUAAUAAAUGGCUUCACAAAAAUACGUUUAAACCUGAACUGAUGAUGAAUGCAAACAAACGGUUUUGUAUGUAUAUUCAAUGCAAAAUCAAGAAACUUAUCGGGCAAUUUGAUAAAAACUAUACACAAUCUGUAACUGCAGUGCAAGAAAACAGUGAAUUGUUUCACAAGUUUUUGGAAAUUGUUCCAUUACUAGACAUUAAAGAUAGUAAACAUUAUGAAGAGGAGGGUGCUCGCGAAGCCUUAGGACAAGUUGCAGAUUGUGUGAAAAUGUCUCCGAACGACAGGUCAAGAUUUUACGAGAAGUUUUCUAAGAGUUUUCUGGCGGUAAAUGACUAUUCUUCGUAUUGUUAUUGGCGACUAGAAGCAAUGAAAGCGUUCUUGAUUGCUAAAGAUUUAAGUGAAGCUUCACGAGUUCUUGAUGACAUCGAAACCAAAUUACAACUUUUGAGUAAUCAUGAAAUGCAGAAAAAUAUAACAGUUAAUAUUCUAUUUCAAAAGAGUCGCUUGCUACGUUUGAAAGAUAUACCGAUCAACGAAACAAAGGUUAUUGAGAUUUUAGAUAAGUCAUUGGAAAUGAGCAAACAGCUAGAAAUUCAAGACCCAAACAUGGCAGUUCUUAUAUCAAAUAUUGAAAACCUCAAAGGAAACGUGUGUUUUGAUGUGCAUAAAUACGACGAAGCAUACUUUCACCACAGAAAGGCUGUUCACAUUUUGAGACAGUAUAUUAAGGAUAAGGAUCACCCGUACAUUACUGUGUAUGAAUUUAAUAUUGGAACUGUAAUACUCCAAAAGGCAGAAACUCUUCUUCAAGACGAACUAUUUAUACCUGAAGAGAUAAACACAUAUUAUCUUGAGGCUUUGGAUAUAUUCAAUAAAGCGAUUGAACGUGAUCGAAACAUGGGAAGACAUUAUCGGCCCCAGUUUGAAGCGAAAUUAAGCUACAGGGCUAAGGCACUGGAGCGACUAUCAAGAUAUAAAGACGCAUUAGAUGACCGCAAUGAAGCAAUUCAUCUUGUGAAAAAUCACUUCGACGUUCAUACAGUACUUACAGAUGCGUACUUCAUGAAAGCUCAAACGCUUAACAAAUGGAUCUUGAAAAUUCAAUUAGAUGAAGAAAACCGCAAGCAACAAAAAGCAUAUAUGAAUACUUUAAGGGAUGUCCAUGGAUUAGUUCUAGAUGGCGCUCCUUUGUCGGAACACCAUAAGUCGAAAUUUCUUGACAUGUACCGAAGUUUUGCAAAGAAGAUGCCGGUGACUGAGAAGUCGAAAGUUGAAGAUUUUUGCAAUAGAUACGAAAUGGGAAGACCCUUUGAAUCAGAUUCUGAGUCGGACAGUUCUGAAUCCGAUAUGAAUUAUGAAGCUUCAUCAGAGGAACUAUCUGUCGAUAGUGGAACAGAAGAACAAAUGGACACAAAUCACGAAAUGUUACAUAACUCAUUCGAGUCGUCACACGGUAUGACACCAGCAAAUAGUUCUCGUAAAAGGUCACGGCAUGACUCUGACUCCGGGUCUGAUGACAGCAUCACCGUUGAUCCUAGAUAUGUGCAAAACUUUAAGUAGACGUUUUGACAAUACAUUAUAAGUGUUACAGAUGUGAUUUUUUGUAAGACAAUCUAUAUGAAUACUGAUUUGGGUGUUUGUGUUUAAUCAUUAACAUUCUUAUUAUUUUUUUAAUACUUAUACAUAAGUUUUCUGCGAAUAACGUAACAAUGCUUUUUGUAUGUGUUGUUUCCAUUUAUUUUCACACAUAGUAUGGCAAAGUAAUCGCACACUUUUAUGCAUCUAACUUGUAAUGAAAGUCGUGAUCUGAAGUAUGAACUCACGAGCUCUUGCAAUAUUUUAAGAACAUAAGGCAUGGAAUCCAUAACAGAUGCGACGAAAUACAUGUGUUCAAGAAAUGAGAAAAAAGGCUGGUCUCAAAAACCUAUUAUUGAAAAGAAUGUGCAUUAUGUUUAUUACUACAUAUUUACAUGUUUAGUAUCCGUAUCCUGUCCUCAUUCAGGGGCAAACCAUAACAAAAUCUGAAAAACGUUUAAGUAUGUCAUACCAUGUCUUAACUUUUCCUAUUCAAGCACCCGAUCUAAAAAUAUGUGCGUGAAACAAAUUGAUUAAAUAAGAAAUAACCAAAUGUUGAUUCCAUCGUGAUUCCAAAAGGUUCCUCAGUAUAAAAAGUUAAGACCGUACAUAUUGGAUAUUCAUUUUUACAUACCGUACUGCUUGGUUUACUGCUGGCUAUAAAGCGAACAGCAAAACGUUUAAAUUCUAUUUUCGAAAAGUCGAUGAUGCAAUGAUGUCUGCGUAAGUCACCUAUUAAAGUGCUGAUACAAGACAAACGAAACAUGGCUAUAGUGUUCAUACAGCAAUGUUAAAUAAACGCGACUAUUACAUGUGAGGUGUCAUCUGCGAAUAUGAAGGCCCCUUUUGCUCUGCAUUAUGCCGUUUUAAAUGAGUACUCUUAAGCAUAAUCGAUAGUGAUAAUAAGCACCACACACUUGCGUGUGUACCUGAAAAUUCGAUUUUCGGACCAGUCGGAUGCACAUGUGACCACCAAACCCCCACACCCGCUACAACAC
Dreissena polymorpha is the source of this 4136-nucleotide messenger RNA. RefSeq lists its product as uncharacterized. The transcript is spliced from 9 exons. NCBI's taxonomy places the organism in Eukaryota, Metazoa, Mollusca, Bivalvia, Myida, Dreissenidae. The coding region runs from base 283 to 3123 and encodes 946 amino acids. The record is from RefSeq and is a predicted model, not a curated record. Gene Ontology annotation, molecular function: protein binding; ADP binding.